Clupea harengus (Atlantic herring) is the source of this 2902-nucleotide messenger RNA. RefSeq names its product SUZ12 polycomb repressive complex 2 subunit b (gene suz12b). Gene Ontology annotation, molecular function: chromatin DNA binding. Gene Ontology annotation, cellular component: ESC/E(Z) complex; nucleus; RSC-type complex. The record is from RefSeq and is a predicted model, not a curated record. NCBI's taxonomy places the organism in Eukaryota, Metazoa, Chordata, Actinopteri, Clupeiformes, Clupeidae.
UAGGGGAUGGGCGGAUGCCAAAAUGCUCAGACAGAGAAAGUCGGUCGGUCCAUAUGCAAGUGUUCUUCCACAAUAGUUUUUUGGGAAACCUUUAAAUAUAUCACUAUCAUAUUUUUAUUCCAAAAAAAGGGACGAAUUUUAGUUCAUUCUGACAACCCAAAUAACAUUUUAGGAAUGUUUCCUCUGGAGAUAGGGAUGAUCUGACGGCUCGCCCGCACCACCGCUUUCAAGCUUCACUCUUGGAGCCCGCUCCACUUCGUUAGCAAGCCAUCGGCAGGCUGAUGUUUAGCAGAUUAUUUUUCUAGCUAGCUCGCUAGCUUGUCUGAUACCUAACCUGGUAACGUAGAGUUUUAACCUAGCUAUGGGAUUUGUGCAGUGUGUGUGUAUUAGCUAUUAUCAAUAGCGAUUUAUUAAGGUAGCUCCGUGAAAGUAGUGGGCAUCUGUUUUUUAUCGAGCCCAAUCGAGUUAGCCCGCUAGCCCGCUACAAAGAGCUCAGUGGAUGUACAGCCAAUAACGUUAUUUGUGUCCUUUGUUUUGAAAGGACUUUUGUGAUAGCCAGCUACGUGUUGUAAGUUGUUUUAUAUCGUCGGAUGGCUCCUCAAAAGUAUUCGGGUCAAGUUAUGAGCAACUCUGCGAACUGUAAAACAAACGGCGUUAUGUACCCGUCCUCUGCGGCCGUGAUGAACGCGGCGAAGAAGCCCAAGAUGGAACAGAUUCAAGCAGACCAUGAGUUGUUCUUGCAGGCCUUUGAGAAGCCGACUCAAAUAUACAGAUUCCUGCGGACAAGGAAUCUGAUCGCGCCUAUACUUCUGCAUAGGACACUCACCUUCAUGUCUCACAGAAACUCGAGAACAAAUGCAAGGAGAAAGACCUUCAAAGUGGAUGACAUGCUUCCCAGAGUGCAGGCCAUGAAAGGAGAGCAGGACUCCCACAACUUGGCAUCACACCUACAGCUCACAUUUACUGGAUUCUUUCAUAAGAACGACAAGCCAUGCCAAAACUCCGAAAACGAGCAAAACUCAGUGUCUUUGGAGGUUCUACUCGUCAAAGUCUGCCAUAAAAAACGCAAGGAUGUCAGUUGCCCAGUGAAGCAAGUGCCUACGGGUAAGAAGCAGGUGCCUUUGAACCCCGAUCUCAGCCAAACGAAGCCGGGUGCCUUCCCCUCCCUACUGGUCUCCAGCAACGAGUUUGAGCCCAGCAACAGCCACAUGGUCAAGUCCUACUCCCUUCUGUUCAGGGUGUCGAGAGCCGGCAAGAGGGACCCAAACGGCCUGGUGAACGGAGAGACUGAUGAGAACAUGGAUGUGAAGGAGGAGCUCCCCGGCAGGAAAAAGAGAAACUCCUCCCACAGAGACGACGGCGAGGCCACUGAGACAUUUGUUGCACAGAUGACCGUUUUUGACAAGAACAGACGCCUGCAGCUGCUGGAUGGGGAGUACGAGGUGUCCAUGCAGCAGGUGGAGGACUGCCCCGUGAGCAAGAAGAGGGCCACAUGGGAGACCAUCCUGGAUGGGAAGAGGCUGCCCCCGUUUGAGACCUUCUCUCAGGGACCCACGCUGCAGUUCACCCUUCGCUGGACGGGCGACCCCAACGACCCGUCCACCGCGCCCGUGGCCAAACCGCUGUCCACACGCAACUCUGACACCAGUGCCGCCGAGAGCAGGCCCAGCACUCUCCGAUCAGCACCUCUGGCUGUCAAAGACUCAGUCAGCACCAGCAUCCAGACGAGGCGAGAGCAGUCUGUGUGUGAGCCGAGGCAGAAACUGCGCAUAUUUUAUCAGUUCCUGUAUAACAACAACACACGGCAGCAGACGGAGGCGCGGGAUGACCUGCACUGCCCGUGGUGCACGCUCAACUGCCGCAAACUCUACAGCCUGCUCAAGCACCUCAAGCUCUCCCACAGCCGCUUCAUCUUUAACUACGUGCCUCACCCAAAGGGAGCCCGGAUAGACGUGUCAAUAAACGAGUGCUAUGACGGCUCGUACGUGGGCAACCCCCAGGACAUCCACAGCCAGCCGGGCUUCGCCUUCAGCCGUAACGGCCCGGUCAAGAGAACAGCAGUCACACACAUCCUGGUAUGCAGGCCCAAGCGCACUAAACCCAGCCUGUCGGAGUUCCUGGAGUCGGAGGAGGGUGAGCCGGAGCAGCAGCGGACUUACGUCAGCGGCCACAACCGCCUCUACUUCCACAGCGACAGCUGCAUGCCGCUGCGGCCGCAGGAGAUGGACGUGGACAGCGAGGACGAGCGCGACCCCGAGUGGCUCCGAGAGAAGACAAUUACGCAAAUCGAGGAGUUCACGGACGUGAAUGAGGGCGAGAAGGAGGUUAUGAAGCUGUGGAACCUUCACGUCAUGAGGCACGGUUUUAUAGCAGACAACCAGAUGCCGCAGGCCAUCAUGCAGUUCGUGGAUACCUGCGGCCCACACAUCAUCCGCCGCAACCUUCGGCGCAACUUCCUGCUGCACCUGGUCAGCAUGCACGACUUCAACCUGGUCACCAUCGCCACCAUCGACCGCACCAUGGCGCGCUUGCACGAGAUCGAGGACGAGCUGCCCGAGACGGACGAGAGCCUGCCCGACACCCAUGGAGUCUGUAACGGCCACGCGCUAAGCUCCGGAGUCUCGCUACACGGCAAGCGCACCAAGAGCGCCAUGUCUGACUGACAAGCCCUCUUCACCUCAUUCUAGUGCCAGAGAAGACUGGUUUCCCUUUUACGAUUUAUUUGGAUGGUUUCCGGGGACUUGUGAGUUUGUCGACUUGUUAAGACUGGCAAUUAUGAGCGAAAUCCUAAAUGGACCACGAGGUGGGGUGAAAAAUCCAUUUUAGCAUCGGAUAGCUCACUCCUUCCUCACAAUCAUGGCUAGAGUAUGGUGAUCCUCACCUAGUAAUCGGAAAGCUCUGU